Penicillium daleae is the source of this 510-nucleotide messenger RNA. RefSeq lists its product as uncharacterized. The coding region runs from base 1 to 510 and encodes 169 amino acids. The record is from RefSeq and is a predicted model, not a curated record. NCBI's taxonomy places the organism in Eukaryota, Fungi, Ascomycota, Eurotiomycetes, Eurotiales, Aspergillaceae. The transcript has 2 exons.
AUGCCGCAGGCGACCUGUGUGGAGGUGGCUGCUCGAAUUUCAUUCGACGCUUCAAAUGCUUGCCAUAUUCCUACUUUAAUCCGUGCUAUUCUUGGUACAGACCCUUUGAAAGCCAACGAACUUCAAACGAAAUGUUAUUUGCCUAUGACUUCGAGAGAAACGACGCUCGUUCAUUGUAUCGCAAAACAACUAGGCAGAGAUCUAACUGCCUUGAGUAGGUGUCAUCGAAGGCAGCAUCUUGUCCUUCCAUAUAAGUACCAGACAUUCAGCAACCUUUUCUUCGAUAUCUUGCGCGCUGGUAUAGAUAUCCACCUAGUUGUUGACCACAAAACUCUAUUUCUCGCAUUUAUAGAGGGAAUUCUUGCGUGGCAAGUAUCAUUUUCCAAGUCUAUUCAAUGUCCGUGCGUUGAUACGGGAGUCUUGAAUUCAGUUAUUAGAGCCUGGCUAAAUGAUCUUAAAGCUGCUAGGGUGAAAUUGGAUAUAUUUGGUACGAACGAGUGGUGCACUUAG